AUGACUCCAACCACUGCUUCUAGUGCUACCGCCGUUCCAUCGGGAGUUAAUCCAUGGAAAUUGGUGUAUGAUGAAACUUUGCAACAAUACUACUAUUUAAACAUAUAUGAAAACACGAUAUCGUUUGAUACUCCCUGCGAAGUAAAUUACAAACCUAAAAGACACUUUAGUUUACCAGGUUUAAUCAAAAGAAAGUCGAGUUCUAGUCACUCAUACUGCUACUCAAAACCUUCAUUAUUCCGCCGCAUAUCCAAUACCUUGUCUAUCAAGUCAAACAAGUCUAAUGAGCAAGUAUCUAACAAAUCCAACGAUCAAAUAACGACAAGCACAAGUAACACAUUAACUGAUGGUAUAACGGGCAUAGAUGAAGAAUACUUCAUCAGCAAUGAUGCUGCUAAUUUCAAGAAUUUCGCUGGUACUUCUUCUAUAAUGAGUGAUUACUCUAUAGAUUCAGAAUUGGAAGAGCCAAUACUGGAUGAAGAACUGAAUGAGAUUCAUUCAUACUACGCUGAUAUUUACCAAGAAGAAGAAACAUUUGUUGAUUCCAUUGAUAGAGAACGUGAGUUACGGGAAUUAAGAUUACAAAUGUUGAAGGAGUUGUAUUAA
Messenger RNA from Spathaspora passalidarum NRRL Y-27907, 606 nucleotides. RefSeq lists its product as uncharacterized. Bases 1 to 606 code for a protein of 201 amino acids. The transcript has a single exon. The record is from RefSeq and is a predicted model, not a curated record. Lineage: Eukaryota; Fungi; Ascomycota; Pichiomycetes; Serinales; Debaryomycetaceae.